AUUUUUUUAACAUUCUUGCUGUCUUCAAAUCUCCUUCGACAAGAAUGUAACUGGUGGUGACUAUUUUUAUCCCCUGUGACAUCCUGAUUAAGUACCAUAAGCUGCCCUUUCUCACAUAGUUCUCUGAGUCCUGCACCCUCAGAAACGCAUUGAAAGAGCCAGUGUGUCAGUGAGCACAACACUGAUUUGCAUCCAUCCUGCACGGACACUGAGUGCCAUUCUUCUGUCAGGCACAAGGGUGGGUGUCUGUGGAGUCAUACUGUUGCCAUUACACUUACUAACAAAAGACUAUGCAACCUACCAGACAUCUGCCUGUUUAACUUAGCAUUGUGAGGAUCAUCAAAGUCCUGGUAUCAAUGUUUUUUCAAUCAGUCAAGUUCUGAUCUUUUGCAGACAUAGAAAAACAUUAAGACAUCCCCUUUUUUUAAGUGUCACAACAUGUGGUGACCACAGUUUCCUUAACGGAAGACGGCAGCAGGUGCAUGCAAAUCAGCAACAGUCACAGCAUGAGCGUCUACGCGCCCGUCAAACAGUAAGCACGACUAUUUGUCUUUUAUUUCUAUGUCUGGUUUUUGUCUUUCUCUUCAAGGGGUCAAAUUUGCUCAUCCUCCCACUGCAGAAUCCAGUUUCCCCACAACAAUACCUCUUCUUUUCUUCUUCUUCUUCUUCCUCUGGUAAAAACCUGUCAGCAAUCUCAAAUAUUUCCCUCCUCCAGUCUGCAUUACAAACCCACGGAUUCAUAACAAGUAUGUUUCCAAUUGAGCUCUGUUAGCCUGAACAUGUGUCACACGAGAGGUGUACUUUUAACAAUAUUUAUCCCAGCUGGUAUUUCUGGGUUUGUAUGAGCUCUUUGUUGUCUCUGGUCCCAAUUAAAGGUGCACUGUUAUUAUGUAUUUUGAUACCUGUUAUACCCAGAUAACUAGACUCGGGUUUGCCUUAGGUGGGGUGAUAAUAAAAGACCUUUCUUGCUCUAUUUCACACAUCUUUAUGAAUUGUGUUCCUUCUGCAUUGAGCUAUGACAUGUUGAUGUGAGGCUAAGUUUGAAUUGUCUUUAGGGUGUGAAUGUUAGCAUGUGAUAUGUGUCUGUGUGCACUCCCAGUCCUGUUGAGCUGCUAAGUGGGUGACACAUUGAACUGUAGGCAGGAAUGUUACCCUGUGAGGAGAGGAAAAGAGGGAGAAGACAACAAUGAGAGGGGGAGGAGAAAGAGAGAGAGAGCAACAGACACAGAGAGAGAGAGAGGACAAGAGAGUAAACCAGUGUGGCAGGUUUGCGUCACUGUACGUAGUCCAUCAUGCAAAGCUGAUGUACAGAGAGAGAGAGAGAGAGAGAGAGGAGUUAGGAGCUGAUGUCACUGCAGAGAGCUGCCUUCAGUAUGAACUUGUGUCAACACCACGGUCUCAGACAUGUACAGAGGUCUCUGCUAGAAAAGGUAAGGAGCAUCUUUUUGUGAAUGUGUGGACUCUGGACUAAAUUGUGGAAGAAAUAUGUGUUAUUUCGAGUGGAUUUGUGUUGCCCUUGUUGUUUUUAUCAGUGUUUGAAGUAAAGUGCAGCGUUGCCCCGGUUACCCAGAUGGGAGGCUUUGUGUUUGUUAGCAGAACAGGUGUUUCUGUAAACUGACACUGAGCCUCACCUGCAUCGGAAAGCACCACAGGGACUGUUUUGACAAAGUUACACACAGUGACUUACACUUCUAAAAAUCUUCACAUAAUUUAAACAGCUAGGUCUCCUUGUUGUAUUAUAUGAGUACAGUUGAACAGCAUUUGGCAGGUUAUGAGUUUAUUGUCAACAGAGAUGACUGGAUUCAAAUCUUGACCUAAUUGAUGAUCAAAGAUUAAUCUUUGUACUGGAUGUCUGUAACCAUAGAUGUUCCUGAUGAGUUCCUGUCAUCAUAUCAGUGAAGCUGUCAGCCCCUCAGGAUGAGAAUGUAAACCAAGCCGACUUUGAUCUGAUCGGAUCUGAUCAUUUUUCAUGAAUCCAGCUUUGUUUCACUGUAACCUUUUGAUUCUGUGAUCUGGGCCGCACAGAGGCGGAUUGUGACACUUUAAUACAUUGUUUUUCGCUGACUGGAUUGCUGUUUGGUGAGUUCUUCCAGUUUUUGGUUCAGGUUUAGCUGACGCUGACAGGUAGUCAUGAGUAUGUUGCUUGUGUAAACAGUAGUUAUGAUCCGUGUGUACAACAGAGAGCAUGAUCCCAGUCUGUCUAUGUUCUGUGAAUGGACUCAUUGAGUCAGUGUGGGGGGAAUGUCAGGAAGGCAGGGGUGUGUUUUGAGGUGACAUAACUGACAGGAGUGUGAAUAAUAUGGUGUUUAUAACUAUCAGGCUCUCAUCCUUUAUCUGUUUCCUGGUUUUUAUUCUUGUCAUUUUCUCAUCCGCUCCUGUCUGUUUAGUUACACUGUGAAAUAUGUCGUGAUCAUUGACCUCAGCCACUCUAUGAUUGUGUUUGACAUUUCCGACGAGCCAAGGGAAACCACAAUCCACGUAUCACAACAUUCCAGGCCUAUCCACUCCGAGGGUGAAAAUCUGUACAUUUUUUUUUCUUUUUGCUUGGCAGGCAAUGGGAGCUGUUCCCUAGAGUCAUGCCGGGAAGGCAAACACUCCAAGGGACCAAACAACAAGAAAUCAAGAGGAGGUUCCAAGAGAUCUACACCAACACAAGGCAGAGAAACAUCAGGAGCACCCCUGAAAUAUCAAACUUUGUUAUCAAGGAUUUGUUUCUGUGUUAGAAAAAAAACACAAAUAAGGACACUGUAAAGUGCCAGUUUUAAUUGUUUUUGCACACUGAAAAUUGCAGCAUUCAGAGAGGCGGCUGCCAGAGUGCAGUGUUAAAGAUAGUUGCUUGGAAUCUCUUAAAUAUCAAGUUCACUCUUCCGCUCCCUUUUUGGGCUUUGGCACUUCACAGGUGGUCAUUAACUCUGUUUACUCUUGGACAAUGGACUUGUCUUUGCUCCCUACUCCAGCGAGUGAGUACAACAGGCAGAGGGCAGGAGCGCUCUUCACUGUCCGCUCAGCCAGCUCCCCCUCCUACAGCCUCACGCGACGGCCUGGUGUUAGGAAACCCAGAGGUUUUCUAGAGGAGGACAGGGGCGGCUCUGAGGAAGCUGGAGAGUUUGAAAGAUAUGUUACGCAGACUGGUGCAUACAGUUCAGCUGAUCAGGGGGACCACAAAGCUGCUGGUUAUGAUGGCAGAAGUGGGAGUUUGAUAGGUCAGCGUGAGGAGAAGGACACAGUGGGAUAUAAAAUGUUGACCAGCCUUGACCAGAAUGGAACAGCAGACAAAACAGUCACAGCAUUUGGAUUGGACAGAAGUGCAAGCCUUGCAUCUGAAAGUCGUGGCAGGACAGAGAUAAGGAGAUACAACCUGCCUAGUAGAAGCAAGAGCUUGGAUUGGAGGGCAGGGCAAAGAAGUCCUGACAGAGGCAAAAGGACAGACAUGUUUGUUUCCUCAACUGGACGAACAUGGGACAUGAAUAAACUGGAUGAGAGGACAGGAGUUCAAGGUCCCAGAGGAAGGGUAAUGUCUUCAAUGCAAGCCCAUUACAGCCCUGUGGGUACAAGUAAUACUGUUCAAGAGACAAGCCCAGUCAGUCACAUGGGUCAGGCUUGGGACCGGACCAGCAGAGGACACUCUCUCCCCUCCAGAUUAAGGUCCCAGUCAGGACCAUGCUCUAAUGUGAGAGUGACAUCUGCUUCUUUUGGGUCCAAAGGUGGUCAGAGUAUUCUGGAGCGGAUAGAGAAACUCUACGGGUCAGCCGGCUUUGGUAAAAUGGAAGGUUCUGCCACUUUGGCCUCCCAUUAUAAAGACACAACCAAAGACUCGUCCAUUCCACAACAGCCAAGAGCAUAUGAGUGGACAUCAGGGGGGACCUUCCCCAGGCGUUUCUCAUCAGGACAGACAAGCAGCCUCCUCCCAGUGCAAAGCAGGAGUUCAUUCACCUGGACACAAAGAGAUAGUCCAGGUUCUGACUCUUUAUUUCCCACCAACAGGACCAGAGAGAGGGCGCCAUUGGAACAGCGCUAUGGACAGACCCCUGACUUAAACUUAAGUGGGGAGUUAGGGGACAUUGGCACAAUGUCUCUGGAUAGAGCAAGAAGCAGGAACACCGUAGCAGCUCGAAUAAGAGCUGCGAGGGCCGCAGAGGAAACAACACCACCUCCUCAGUCACACACAUCCUUACACGAGAGGAGUUCAGUUUCUUUGAGGGAUUGGUCUGGACUCAGAGAGAGAAGAUUAAGUGGAAGUGCUGACUGGAGCUGGGCGAACCACAGAGAGGAAAAUCAGGACGUUAAUGUCACGCAUGGGUCACCAAGAGAAAGAACUGGUUGGCUAAGUAAGCAAGAGCCUGGUGAUGGAGUGAAAGAAAAAGCUGAAUUGAAAGGUGCCGGCACUGAUGAAGAUGUGUUUGAGUCAAACCUGACAAAAACCUCAAUGAAAUCAACAGAGAAGAAGAAAUUUCCAGAGGUCAACUCCGCGGCUGGUGUUAGAAAUAAGAUUAACCAGUUUGAGGCUCUGUCACAGAGAGUUCGAGGUUUGGCUACAGGACAGGUCCUCAUGCCAAGAAGAGCUUUCUCUGUGCCAACACAACUCAGCAAAGCUCACGGCGGAGAGAAAAAGAACGGGCCAACCAUAGGAUUGAAAGAUAAAUGGGGGGGACUGAAAGAUGUAGGGGAGAAAUCUGAGGAGAUAAGAGCGGGAAAGAAGCUUGGGUCAGAAAGGUCUUUAUCUGUGAAUGAAGCUGGACUCAGAUUAAAGGAAGAAGAGAGAGAAGAGGAAGACUUGAUUGAGAAUGAAGAAAAGGAAACAGACAAGGGUGUUAAAGAUUGUGGAAAGUACUCCAGGGUCAAAAGCACCCUUGAGAUCCAAAUAAAUGGAGAUCAACAAGGGCGAUGCAACUUCUACAUAGAUGAGUCUGAUUUCUCCAAGCUCUCAAGUCCUGACGAGGCAAUUGAAAAACCAACUUCUGUAUUCCUGUCUGACUCCAGUGACACUCCUGAUGGUAUCCAGAGAACCACACCCACCGUGGUUGCCUCACCUGACAGCGAUGAUGACAAAACACCAACAAACACUCCACACCACUUACCUUUACUCAUUCCGUCAUCUCAACCACAAAACUCCACCCCCAUCCCAGAAAAAGAAAACGACAGCACCCCCGUCCUCACACAGGCAGCCAAAACAUCUGAAGCAGAUAUCCUACCUCUCCCUCACCCUGUUGCCACUCCACCCAACAGUGACCCCUCUGAUCUUGCCUCCCCUGCUGUCAAUGAAGUCUUUCCUAAGGGAAAGAAUCAAGUGUUAGACCUGGACGCCUGGGUUGCCGGCUUAAACCCAAUGAUCAGCGUCUGGAAUGAUGAAGAUUAUGAGGAUGAUGAUGAUGAAAGCACACAAAAAGAUGAAGACUCUAACUAUGACUCAGACUCUGGGGAGUCCUCGGUGACCAUUACGAGCAACAUGAGCCAGUCAGAUCGUAAGAGCUUCUGUGUCAGGUGGGGACUGUUUUCAACUUUACGUUCUGUAGAUCUCAUGGAUCUGGUAUCUGGUCACAUCUAACCCUCUGAACUCUCCUCUGUAGUCUUUCAGAUCUCUGUAACUUUGCCGGGGUGGACUAUGAGUCAGAGAAUGACAGUGAUGAUUGGCAGUCUUUAGGCCGGCGAUCCGCCUCCUUGAGCUCAGACAUGUCUGCCUUGUCUUAUGUGUCCGUUAUGCCCACUGAGGAGCUCGAUAAGCUGCUGGAGGAUGUCAGGAGCCUGGGUGACAGCACUUUGCAGGUACAAUACAUUUUUUGCUAGGGCUUUCAUGUUUAACAGCAAUCUUAUUCUUCCCUUAUGCAGUUGUACUUUAUUAAAUGCAAAGAAUUUCAGAAAAUCAUGAACAUUUUAUUCCCCUCAAUCAGAAACUGAACAGAACAUAGUUAUCACAGCACAUACUUAAAUCAGACUAUAUUGAAGGUAAAAGCAACACAUUUGAGAACUUGUUUUAACUCACAAGACCUCAGCUAAGAACAAUAUUUGCUAGCAAAGAUUUUAUGCCAUGUAGUGUGACAUGAUAUGACAGAUAUUGCAUAUAUAUUCCUUGUUGCCAUUAGUCAGACAUUGUGGCAUUUUAUAUUCUAUUUUAUAUAUCUGGCCUUCAUAGUUGUGUGUUAAAUUGUUAGAAACUCCAUUAGAGUCACAUCGCCUGUUUGUUCUUCACAGGACUAUAACGACGUCCAGGUGGCUGUUCUACAUAAGGAAGUGGGAGUGGGACUGGGUUUCAGUUUGGCUGGAGGCAUUGACCAAAACAAGCCAGUCACUGUGAGGAAAAACCUGUUCUAACUUAAACAGUAUCCAAAGACAGUGUCCUCAGUCUCCUCAUGUGCUCUGGUUGUCUUCCUUUAGGUUCACAAGGUGUUCCACUCAGGGGUAGCAGCCCAGGAGGGCUCCAUAAAGGAAGGGGACCAGGUGUUGUCGAUCAACGGCACAGCACUGGGCGGUUACGCCCACUGGGAAGCCCUGAGGGUCCUCAGGAGAGCAAAGACUCGAGAUUUGGGGGUGGUGGUUUUGAGGAGAGGAGGGAUAAGCAGUGUUAGUAGCAAAGGAUCACAGACAAAAAAUCAAGUGCCAAAAGAGACUCAGGCCAGUGAGGCAGGUUAGUGUUCAGAUACCACAAUCAAAUCUGCUGAAAAUAUAAAAUCAUGUAUGUGUCAUGUAUAAAGUCAUGUGUUUUGGCUGUUGGUGCUCUCUUAGGCCAGCUUAUGUGUGUGCGUCUGGAGAAAAACAGCAGGGACCUGGGGUUCAGCCUUGAGGGAGGUGUAGGCUCCAGCCAGGAAGACAAACCCCUGACUGUACAGAAGAUCUUCCAGGGUGAGAGAUUUGAUCAAUGUUUAAACUCAAAGAGAUGAACCUAAAAGUCACAAGUAGGCCAGAAAUAUGAAUUAUGAGGCCUGAAUUGUAUAUUGAUAAUAAAAUAUAUAUGUUUUUUAAAUAUUCAUGUCUAUAACUUUUCCUCAAAGGUUUGAGUGAGUGAGGUCACAUUUUCUCUGAAGGCUAUGCAAAGCUCAGGUUUUUAGUGUAACAUGGCUGCUGUAAAAAGACAAGAAAACAGACCCCAUUUUUUUUUUACAUGCAGAUAAAUAAAUAUACUUUGCCAGAGUAAAUAUAUUCAAACUUGACGUAUCUGUACCAUAACAGACUUAUUCAUCAGUGAAGCACUCUGUCCUUGUAGGAGGUCCUGUUGAAAAGGUGUGUCCCGGGGAUGAGGUUGUGGAGAUCGAGGGUGUCAGCAUGGUGGGGAUGAGACGUCUGGAGGCAUGGACGUUUAUCAGAAGACUACCCUCUGGGCCUGUGGAUGUGGUGCUGCGUCGCCCUCAACACCUGGACACAUGAGAAAUAUCAAAUUCUCUGAUUCCACAUGCCAUCUAUGACAGAAGCACUGUGUAACUAAUUACAUAAUAAGCUAUAAAUUCAGCUAUUUGGGGCUAAUUCUGCUAUUAGUUUAAAGCCUUUUAUUUUUAAAUACAAAUUUCUAAUAGGAAUAGAAUUUUGGAGACCAGGGCAAAAGUUUGUAUUUUUCCUCACUAUAUCGACAAGAUCUACCUCAGGCCUGGGAAAUUUCUGUACCAGCCAUAAUUCAAGUGCACUGAUGAUAUAUGCAACUUUAAACCAACUUUUGUUACUUGUAGUUUGGUCGGCUUGUCAUGUUACACCAGUAUAUGCAAAAACCAUAUUGUGAUAUUCUGUAAAUAUAUGUUAACCUCAUUUGGAGUUUACAUUUGCUUUUUUAAUAAAUCUUAAUUUAAAGUGG
Messenger RNA from Xyrichtys novacula (pearly razorfish), 7777 nucleotides. NCBI's taxonomy places the organism in Eukaryota, Metazoa, Chordata, Actinopteri, Labriformes, Labridae. The record is from the annotation of a GenBank genome assembly.